ACAUUUCGUCUAUUAAUGUUUGACAUUUUGGUUUGACCUGUUGUGAAUAAAAUCCAGAAAAAUGCCCGUCGAUUUGAUCAGCUAUUUAUAUGCGGCCACAGUUGCUGCCGGAGGAAUUGCUGGCUACGUUAAAGCUGGUUCGAUACCAUCUCUCUCCGCUGGAUUGGCGUUUGGUGCAAUUUUGGGUUAUGGUGCGCACUUGAAUUCACAGAGCCCACCGAAACCACUAUUCCAAUUGGGUGCAUCAUUAACACUGGCAGGAAUAAUGUACAUGCGUUACGCGAAGAGUGGAAAAAUUAUGCCGGCUGGUGUGAUCUGCUUGCUUUCAGCUGCUUCAUUCGUUCGCAAUGUGAUUGUUUACAAUCAACAUCUUCCAGUUAUUGGUCGAGGCCAAUGGUAGACGCGUAAAACAUUUGCAUUUUAACCGGAAAAUAAAACUUUAUAUUUUAUGGGAAUAAGAGAUUUUUUAAUUCCAUCGCCCAUGAAUAUUUUUUUACACCAAACUCUGUAGACUUUUCAUAGCUAAAAUAAAUAAGGGUGCCCUCCUUCUACUAGUA
Molecule: messenger RNA, 557 nt
Organism: Contarinia nasturtii (swede midge)
Lineage: Eukaryota; Metazoa; Arthropoda; Insecta; Diptera; Cecidomyiidae
Product: transmembrane protein 14 homolog
Exons: 4
Coding region: 62-400 (112 amino acids)
Biological process (GO): regulation of heme biosynthetic process
Cellular component (GO): mitochondrial membrane
Source: RefSeq, a predicted model, not a curated record